UUGGUGGUGGCAUUGCGCACCGCACAGGUUUUUAUUUCGCUUAGUGUCAGAGAGACGCAAAGUAAAGUAGUUUUUUCUUCCCUUCCCACAUUAUGCUCGAUGGUUCAUUCAUCGAGGGUGGAUCGUGCUGCGAUGCUGUUGUUCCUGCUCUAUGAAUGUCGCCAUCAGAAAUGCCUACGCGUUGUACAAAAAGGAUCGACUCACCUUAAUUGAUCAGCAUUCAGAGUUAAACUCCUGGUCGAUGAACAUCACUUGUUCGUGUAUUCGUCUUUGUAAAGUGCAUAUCUUACAAAAUAAAACUAACCGGGUAUUGUGCGUGCUUUAAUUUUCAUUUGCUUUUUUAAAAUUAACUGUAAAAAUAAGAAAAUAUGGCAAUUGAAGGACAACGACUAAUGUCAAAAACUCAACACUAUCGAAAAGUAACAAAGCCCUUGCUUGAACGAAAACGUCGCGCUAGAAUGAAUCUUUACUUAGACGAAUUGAAGGAUUUGAUUGUGGAUACAAUGGAAGCUCAAGGAGAACAUAUAACUAAGUUGGAAAAAGCCGAUAUCCUUGAAAUGACAGUUCAAUAUUUAAAAACUAAAAAACAAACCGAAGGAAAUAAAGAGCAAUCUAAAAUCGAUCCUGAAAAAUUUCAAGCAGGAUAUACACAAGCGGCUUACGAAGUAUCAAAAGUAUUUGCUUCAUUUCCAGGACUAGAUUUGAAGUUUGGAACAAAACUAAUGAAACAUUUGGGAUAUCAGCUAAAAGAUAUGAAAGCAACACCAACUAUACCUACACAGCCAGCAGCAUAUCCAUCCGAACGUACAUCAAUAUUUUAUAACCCAUCAAUUGAAAUAACAGAUUUAAAGGUAAACUCAUCUCAUAGAUCAGAAGAAGGUCAAGAAGGCGAAGUUUGGCGUCCGUGGUAAAGAGAAAAUCCAACUGUGGGUCGAUCUCAAGAAAGGAAGAUACUCAGGAAACGAUCUGAAGGAUAAUUCGAAAGCUUUAUUUUACAUAUAGUAUUCUUUACUAUAUUUAAGUUAAUUUUUUUAUUGCACUUCCAUUAGUUUUAAGGUUAAACUACUCAUUCUACACACAGCUUUAUUAGAAUAAAAUAUUACAUUACGUUUAUCCUAGUAUUAAUUAUAACUUUUUUUGUUUUGAUUGAAAAGCAAAUAACAUAAUGUUACUUAAACUUCUUUUGCGAAUUGGAAUAAAGUUUAUAUAGCUUUUGUUUAUUCUUAAAAAAUAAAACAAAAAUAAAAUAUUAAUCAUGUAAAUUAAGUUUGUGAUUGAAUUGUGAUAGCAGGAUGUAUUUUAUGUAUUUC
Eupeodes corollae is the source of this 1310-nucleotide messenger RNA. It is a transcript of the gene E(spl)mdelta-HLH, whose product is annotated as enhancer of split mdelta protein. The record is from RefSeq and is a predicted model, not a curated record. Gene Ontology annotation, molecular function: DNA-binding transcription factor activity, RNA polymerase II-specific; RNA polymerase II cis-regulatory region sequence-specific DNA binding; protein dimerization activity. The transcript has a single exon. Gene Ontology annotation, biological process: anterior/posterior pattern specification; regulation of neurogenesis; regulation of transcription by RNA polymerase II. Gene Ontology annotation, cellular component: nucleus. The coding region runs from base 369 to 911 and encodes 180 amino acids. Lineage: Eukaryota; Metazoa; Arthropoda; Insecta; Diptera; Syrphidae.